UGUAAACAGCUAGACUUAUUAUUGGUAAUCAAUUUAUUUAUUUAUUUACCCUCCUUUCCCCUUUCUUGCGUUUCAUAGACUGCAUAAAUUGGAAAUACCCACACUACAAUCUUGUACAAUCAGAAUUUGAAACCGACAGUGGAUGCUCCAUCUUUUAUACUGAGCAUGGUUUUUAAUGAGCGUAUAAAAGUAAAUUCUGCCAAGAAUGUUUUAUUUAUUAGAAUAAAAAUGUCCGGUACUGUAAACAGUAAACAAUAGGACGUUACCCGGCGUAACUACGGCUGUGUGCUGAGAAAAGCGCAACAAUUUUUCUGCUUGGAGUCAAGGUUGUGCGACCUGCAGCCAUGGAGUCGAGAAACCCGUUGCUUAGCAAUCCGACAGGAUUGGGAGAUCAGUUAACUUUUAGCACACUUUCUAGCUCACUUGAAUGUUUUUAGUUCUAUUAACUUCUAAUUUUGUGGAUUACAGUCCUGCUACUGCGGUAUCCGGGAUACAUAAUCAUUAUUUAAUGGAAGGUAAACAUAAGUUUAUCUUAGGCCAUUUUAGACUGAUACCCAUGAAACUAUCAAACUGAUAUAACUAGUUUUUGACAAUAUGAGAAAUGGCUGCUGACAUGUUGUGUACACCGUAUAAUGUAUGCCCUCGCUUUGUCUGUCUCUAGGUAAUACGCUGUGAGAGCAAGGAGCAUGUGUCUACUCAUGGUCUCCACUGUAUACAGCAUUUUUUCUGUGACAGCCCCGUGCGUUUUAUGAUGUAUUCUGAGGCUGCUGCAGCAGUUAUCAGCCUCCACUCAGACAAUACAGUCUGCAUAUAUCGAGCUGAUGGCCACAUGCAGACUUCCUUAGUACACUUGCCUUUCAUGGGCUUGACCUGUACAAAGAUCUCUGGCUGGGUGGUCGGUUGGGGCCCUGGUGCCAUCUUCAAACUUCUGGACAGGGAGUUACGCCCCUUGGAUUCUGCUGCUGAUGCCCUGGACAUACAUGUCUGUCAGCCUGCAGAGCACUCCACAGAGCAGGUGUGGGGAAUGUGUGUAUUUGGUCGGUGAUGCUCAUGAGGUGUAAGUUGAAGAUACAGGAGGGGCUGCAGCACAGCACACUCACACACAUGGCACUGGCACCCCCACAGUCUGAUAGGCCCCACAGAGCCUUUGCUGCAUGUGAGCACGUCGUGACAGUGGUCAACCUUGAUGACGAGAAGGUUUUGGAUCAUAGAAAGGAUCUCUGCUCAUGUGAUAUCACUGCAAUGGCAUACUGCUCUCAACUGGAAUGUUUAAUCAUUGCAUCUCAAGAUCUGUGCAUUAGAGUAUGGGGUUCAGACUGGGUGCUACGUGAGGUUUUUUAGGAAAUAAUGGUAUGGUGAACUCACUGUUCUACUGCUCUGAAUUCCACAUGCUUUUAUCAUCCUCUCUGGAUUGUACGAUCCGUUGCUGGAAUGUGGAGGACGGUGAUAUGGUCAAUUGCAUGCACACAGAGCAGAAAGAGCCUCCGUUGUACAUAGGAGGCACUAGAAAGGGUGAUACCUUCUUUUCCUUCUCUCGCCAUGGAGUGGACUUCUGGAGCAUAAGAAACAUGUACAGCCUCCACUGUAAACUCAAAGGGGAUGAAAGAGCCCCAUUGAGACAAAUCCUGGUCUCCCCCUUCCCUGCUCCUUACCCUGUAAGAGUGCUCUGUGUUAGUGGAGAUAGUGAUAUCACUCUGGUGGCUGCAGAAACAGGAGCAGUGUUGACUUCCCUCAAGGCACAGCAGAGGAUUUUGCACGCUGACUACUGCCUGCACAAAGAGAUCCUGCUGGCCUUAACUGAGGCGGGUACAGUGCUCCAAGCCAACGCCCUCACUAAUCCAGUCACUUUGAUGCAAGAGGGGAAGGCGAGAGGCCUGGGGCCCUGGCAGCAGGAGAACCAUUUGACAGAAGAGAACUCACAGAAUCUGCCGAUCCCUGGCCCGGCCUGCUGCCUGGUGGUCUACAGCUAUGUAGUUGAAACACAGGGCGCUUUGCAGCAGUGGAGGAGCUUGCAAGAGAGAAGAGGGUGCAGUCACAGGAACAAAGCCUCUCUGGACGAUGCCAAGAACAGAUUUUUGAUCAUACUUGGCCAAAAUGGAGGCUGCGUGAGUGUUCUAAAACUGAAUAAUGGGAACGUCUUGUACAGGACACCAGCACACAGCGGUCAAAGAGUCACCACAAUGCAGGUGUACCCCAAGGAUGGCUACCUACUCACGACAGGUGAGGACAUGACACUAGUAGUGUGGCGAGUACACCCCUACAUCCAGGAGUGUCUCAGCCAACAAGUGAGCUUGCACUGUGGCCAGCCUCAUGUCUAUGUUGCAGCACUGGGGCCUCAGCUGGCUCUGACCUUUCAAGAGCCCAACAGUGGGGCCUAUAGCCUGAUACACCUUCUCAUCCAGAGCCAGACCGGUCAGCUGUCCAGAGAAGGCCAUUUAGACCACAUCACAGGACUGUGUGUAUGUCCUGAUCUGGAUGUGUUUGUCACCAGCAGUUUAGAUAGGACAAUGUGUAUUUGGAAUGAGGAGAAUCAACUCAUCAGGAUGCUCCAGUUAAAUGCAGUGCCUGAGUGUCUGGCUUACGCUGGGUUUGGAGGAGAACUGUUCCUGGGCAUCAGAGGAGUCCUGUACAAAAUGAACUGUGCAGAUUUCCUACCACACAAGUACCAACAGCUGCUGCGCUACACUUAUCGUCCUGAGCCUCUUCCCAACUUGCCUAUAACUGAGAAUAAAGAAAUUGUCAGCAAAAGAAAGUCUUCUAUGAAAGGCAAAAACAAGGAAGAGGAAUCAUCUGAAAUCCCCAGUAAUCAAUCACUGACUGAAGACAUGUGGAGCCAGAAGGAGAGCUUAGUGACCUCAAACAUGGACUUAUCUGCACUUCUACAAGGCACAGUAAAGUGCAGAAAAGGGAAGCCUCCUAGUACAAAGCAAACCAAGAAAGAGGCUUUUGACCGCUACAUGAAAAUAAUAUAUGGAUUGCCCUAUAAUAUUCAGAUUGAUUUGGAGGACACAUCUGACCCAGAUAUAUUUUCAUUUAAUCCUGAACCAAGUGACAACAAGCCCUAUAACUUUCCUAUUUUAAAAAAAGACAUUCUCCCCAAAUCUAAAUUGAACAUACCUGUAGAUGUGGAGAAAAAGAAGGAGAAAAAGGCUCCAGCGACAAGCUCUAAACCAAAGACCUCAGUGAAUGACAAGCCACAGCCUGUUGAGAAAGUCAAACCCAUUAAGCCCAGUAUAGUGGAGAAAGAUGAAGAGCCUCCAGAGAGAAUUUCUCCAAAUGAGCAACCAAAACCCAAAAUUCAAACUCCUCAUUAUUCAAGGACCCCAGCACUGCUUCCACCACGGGAUCCCACCCCUGAGCUGCCGGCAUUCCUCAAACAGUUUGCAAAUGCAAGCUGGUUUCAAGACUUGUACCCUGAUCAGAAGAUCAUCCCAAGCACCCUGUCUCCAGAGGACUUUUCCUUACAACUGCUGGGCUGUCUGAACACUUGCAGUGCUCCAUCCAAAACUACAAUCCUAGCUGCACUGCAGACCCUGCAUAGCCAGGGACUCUUACAGAAUACAAGCUUUUCCAAGGCAUCUUCGACUUGGUGCCCAAAUAUUUACCUUUGGAUUGGACAGUGCUUGUUGAAGUGUUGAUUCUGUUGGUGGAUCUGAAAUCUGCCAGUUAUGACUUUGUGAAAAAUCUUCUCACUCUUCUGGCCUAUAAAAGACUCGGCCUCCAGAAAACACUGCUGUGUAUGCUAAAAGGACUAGGUGUCGAUGAGGCUGAGCAGUGGUUGUUGCCUGAGUUGGAGAACUGGGACUCUGAGCCACAUGACCAGUCUGACAUCUGGAAGAGCCUCCAUAACAGAGCAGACUGUUGGUUGGAGCUAUGGAUCUCCAAGUACAAAGUAACAAAGAUGGUUCAUUUCUCUCUCUUACAUUACAUUUCAAAUGGACAGAGCAGGUGUCUGAAAACCAAGAGGCUAUCCCUCUGUGAAGCUCUGCUCUCUGCUGAUUCCCAUAUCCCUAAUUGUGACCUUAACUCCUCUAAAUAGGAGCACAUAGCUGGCUAGGCAUAACUAGGCAUGGCUGGCUUUGGCUUUCUGCUCCUUCCAUACCACUAGGAACACAAAAGGUAUCUGUACCUCAGGGGAACAGCAAAAUGGAUGCCAACAACCUUUGGCAUGGUGGAUGUACUGAAUUAUUUCUGCUCCAUCCAAAAACAGAAGUACAGAAAGGCUCAAUAUGUUGCACCUGCUGGUUGCAAAAAUACAGUGCUUCUUCCCCUAAAUGACAGGUAUGUGAAUGUUAUGAACUUAUCAGUUUACACUCUUCACAUGUACUUUUUUUUUUACAUUACUGUGUCUGUUUGUGUAGUAGUUCUCAACCAAUCCUUCGUCUAGGAGAGACUUACACCAUGGCCAGGGUCCGGAGGCCACCAGGUAAUAUUUCAGACUUCUGCUUAAAUGUAAAUGACAGUUUAAAUGAAUGUUUAUUAAACAUCGAAUGCAUUCCUGUCAUACAGGAAUAAUUCUGCCUCCCCUGCGAAACCGUCCCUUCCUCAUGCACUUUCCCAGUUUCAUCUCUUUGCCUCUAACUCGAGUCAAUCUGUGCCCCUUUCACACCUACUCUAAUGAGGACUGGCCGAAGGUCCUACAGUGACGCUACUUCAUUCAACAGCAGUCUUAUGUUGAGAACUACAGGUGAUGCCUCUUAGUCUGUAACAUUCCCAAUAACACCUGGUGAACCAUAUUAAAAACAUUUUAAAAUGUGUUUAUUCUCAACAAUGAAAUGGCUUUUUGACUCACUACUUCUGUGACUUACUAUGACUUAUCAUCCAGGACAAGGGUGACUGGUACACUGAUACUGGACACAUUGCUAUAUAACACACAGGCUAAGUAAAAUAGAACAGCACAA
Molecule: messenger RNA, 4901 nt
Organism: Monopterus albus (swamp eel)
Lineage: Eukaryota; Metazoa; Chordata; Actinopteri; Synbranchiformes; Synbranchidae
Gene: wdr97
Product: WD repeat domain 97
Exons: 16
Coding region: 1353-3638 (761 amino acids)
Molecular function (GO): protein binding
Source: RefSeq, a predicted model, not a curated record